CGCCCCCUCCUCCCUCAGGCUGCCGGCUCUUUACAACCGUCAGCCAAUCAGAGGCGAGAUUAGGCGUCCGACUCUAGCCACGCCCCAUUACUGCUGUCGUCUAGGAAACGGGGCGUGGGUAAUGCGCUCGUGAAGCAGGUGACCGCCGUGAUUGGCUGAGGUGUCGGAUGAUGUAGUAGCGUCCCAUCGUUCCAUCCAGGACCUGGUGAGGAGCAGACAGACCGGCUCUCUGACUUCACACCGGCAGGCCGGCACACACACACCACCACCUCUCACUCUAUCACCGCCUCAAGCUCUGUUGCACCAUGCUGACCCGUCUGUUCCGUAUGCAUGGCCUCUUGGUGGCCUCCCACCCAUGGGAGGUGAUCGUGGGCACAGUCACCCUAACCAUCUGUAUGAUGUCCAUGAACAUGUUCACUGGCAACGACCAGAUCUGUGGCUGGAACUUCGACUGCCCCAAAACAGAGGAGCAAAUUCUGAGCAGUGACAUCAUCAUCCUGACCAUCACACGCUGCAUCGCCAUCGUCUACAUUUACUUCCAGUUCCAGAACUUAAGACAACUGGGCUCCAAAUAUAUCUUAGGCAUUGCUGGCCUUUUCACCAUCUUCUCCAGCUUCGUCUUCAGCACAGUGGUCAUUCACUUCCUUGGUAAAGAGCUCACAGGCCUCAACGAGGCUCUGCCGUUCUUCCUGCUUCUCAUCGACCUCUCCAAAGCAUGCGCUCUUGCAAAAUAUGCCUUAAGCUCCAGUUCUCAGGAUGAAGUAAGGGACAACAUUGCUCGAGGCAUGGCAGUACUGGGACCUACCUUCACUCUGGACGCCCUGGUGGAGUGUUUAGUGAUCGGAGUAGGAACCAUGUCAGGCGUUCGUCAGUUGGAAAUCAUGUGCUGCUUCGGCUGCAUGUCUGUCUUGGCCAACUACUUUGUGUUCAUGACCUUCUUCCCUGCGUGUGUCUCACUGGUGCUGGAGUUGUCCCGUGAGAGCCAGGAGGGCCAUCCUAUCUGGCAGCUGAGCCACUUCUCCAGAGUGAUGGAGGAGGAGGAGGACAACAAGCCCAACCCUGUCACCCAGAGAGUCAAAAUGAUCAUGUCUCUGGGCUUGGUGAUGGUCCACGCCCACAGCCGCUGGAUCGCCGAGCCCCUGUCCAUUAACACCACAGUGAGCUUCCCCCGGGUGGGCAUGGAUCUGGACCACCUCUCCCCCAGGAGGAUUGAGCCAGAGAAACCACUUUGGCACUUCUACCUCACCAGGAUGAUAACCAUGGACAUAGAGCAGGUGAUCUGUCUGGCCUUGGCCCUGCUGCUGGCUAUCAAGUACAUCUUCUUUGAGCAGGUUGAGAUGGAGUCUACGCUGUCACUGAAGAACCCCAUCACUCUGUCGGCCCCCGCUCUGGCUCCACGACGGUCCACUGAGACCUGCUGCAGGAAGGAGCCGUGCCCCCCCAGACCCCCCACCCAGCCCCAGGCCGUGGCUGCACCUCCACCUGCUAACAAGGCAGAAAGAGAUGAGGUCAUCCGGCCCUUGUCCGCCCCAGCAGCUGAUCCCCAGCCCAAGAGCUUCUUCGUCAUGGGGGAGGAAGAGGAGGGCACCAAGUCAGAGAACGAUGAGCCGAGCCUCCCCCCGAAACCCAGAGACCUGGACGAGUGUGUGUCCAUCCUCAACAACCCUGAGCUGGGGGCUCGUUUCCUGAGUGAUGCUGAGGUGAUGAUGCUGGUCAACUCCAAACACAUUCCUGCAUACAAACUGGAGGCCAUGAUGGAGAGACCAGAGAGAGGAGUGGCCAUACGGAGACAGAUGAUAUCUGCUAAACUUCCCUCUCCUUCUGCUCUCUCCUCCCUGCCGUACACCGACUACGACUACUCCAAGGUGAUGGGCGCCUGUUGUGAGAAUGUGAUUGGCUACAUGCCCGUCCCAGUGGGCGUGGCCGGGCCGCUGCAUCUGGAUGGGAAGCAGUUCCAGGUUCCUAUGGCAACCACAGAGGGCUGCUUGGUCGCCAGCACCAACCGCGGUUGUCGAGCAAUCGCUCUGGGAGGCGGAGCCAGCAGUCGUAUCCUGGCCGACAGCAUGACUCGAGGACCCGUCGUGAGGCUGCCCUCUGCCUGCCAGGCUGCGGAGGUCAAGGCCUGGCUGGAGAGCACGGACGGGUUCCAGGCCGUCAAGGAGGCCUUCGACAACACCAGCAGGUUUGCUCGGCUGCAGAAGCUGCUGGUGGGUCUGGCUGGGAGAAACCUCUACAUCCGCUUCCAUUCCAAGACUGGAGAUGCCAUGGGGAUGAAUAUGAUCUCUAAGGGUACGGAGCAGGCCCUGAGCAAACUGCAGCAGCACUUCCCAGAGCUGCAGGUGGUGGCUGUCAGUGGGAACUACUGCACCGAUAAGAAACCAGCCGCCAUCAACUGGAUCGAAGGCAGGGGCAAGUCUGCUGUCUGUGAAGCCACCAUCCCUGCUAAAGUGGUCCGAGAGGUUUUGAAAACGACAUCAGAAGCUCUGGUGGAGGUGAACAUCAGUAAGAACCUGGUGGGCUCGGCCAUGGCCGGCAGCAUCGGGGGCUUCAAUGCACACGCAGCCAACCUGGUGGCUGCCAUCUACAUCGCCUGUGGACAGGAUCCAGCCCAGUCAGUGGGCAGCAGUAACUGCAUCACCCUGAUGGAGACAUCAGGACCAACAGGCCAGGACCUCUAUAUCAGCUGCACCAUGCCCUCCAUAGAGCUGGGCACUGUGGGUGGAGGCACCAACCUGCCUGCACAGCAAGCCUGCCUCCAGAUGCUGGGUGUGCAGGGAGCCAGUCAGGAGUGUCCAGGGGAGAAUGCCCGGCAGCUGGCCCGGGUGGUGUGUGCCACCGUGCUGGCUGGAGAGCUCUCACUGAUGGCUGCUCUGGCUGCCGGACACCUGGUCAAGAGUCACAUGACACACAACAGAUCCAAGCUGAACCUCCAGGAGACUCCAGGAACGUGCACCAAGAAAGCGUCCUGAGGCCUGAGAGCAGCGUGGCCUCCUUCAGGGGAACGGAGGAAAAUAUGGACAGCAUGAAAGGGACUAAUCAUUCAUGAAGGAAGCAGACCUCAAACAUCUUCCAAGUGCUUUCAAAGGGACACUAGAGUGUCUUCUACACCAAUCGCAAUGCUGGAUAUGAGAAGCUAAUCAGACUAUUCAUUUUCUGUAUCUGUUUGUGUUUUAUGCGGCUGGCUAGGAGCAGUUAAUUACUGACUUCUGUUCUUUCAAUUCAAGGAUGCUGUCAGGUUUUUUGGGAAACAAACAGUUUGAGUUCAAAUGGAAUAUUUCUGCUGUCCUGUUGCCAAAUGGAGCGUUGUGAACACAGGCGCAAAGAAUGUUUGUGAUAGCUGAAUGCGUGCAUGGAAACUUAUUACAGAUUCUGCAUCAUAAAAUAUGUUCAUCGGGGUGGUUUAUGAAAUUAUCGAGGACACAUAGUCUCAUGGCUGUCAAUCAGCCCAACAGUCCAGCUGUACUGGGACUUAAGAUCCACUGUGACUGACUUAAGUCAAGAAUAAAUGGAUAUAAUAAAGGUUUAUUAUCUGGAUCCAAGAGGCACUUUAAAACUAAGACUUCAAGAGGUCUUCUUCUGUACAGGUAUGUAGUUGUGCAGAACCUUAAAAAGGGAGAGAGGAUGAAUAAAUAAUGAUUAAUGGUGCCUGUUCUGCUCAUGAAACUAACACAUCAUUGGCCCAUUCAUGUUGGGAUUAUACCACAAAAAACAAAACCAGUGUCUCAGCUAACAUCUGCAGUCUGCACUGCAUGUUCAGAACCAAAGACAAUGACUGAAAACAGUGUUUUAGCCUGUUUACUACUGAUAUGUGUGUAUACAGCUACUUUCAUCCAUCAUAUUGUGUCUGCUUAUAAUCAGGUCAAAGUGAUGUUUUCACUGUGGUGAUGCAUUUAAAGUGCAUUAGCAACUGUAAUGUAAUGCAGGUGUGAAUGUAGUUUCAGUGAGUCUGACUGUUGUACCAGUGGAUGGCAAAUCUUUUGCAUAUAUUUUGUAAUAAAUACAAAAGGACUUUACAAUGACAGAUUGUUCUGUUGUG
Molecule: messenger RNA, 4036 nt
Organism: Centropristis striata (black sea bass)
Lineage: Eukaryota; Metazoa; Chordata; Actinopteri; Perciformes; Serranidae
Product: 3-hydroxy-3-methylglutaryl-coenzyme A reductase-like
Exons: 20
Coding region: 306-2969 (887 amino acids)
Biological process (GO): isoprenoid biosynthetic process; sterol biosynthetic process; coenzyme A metabolic process
Cellular component (GO): peroxisomal membrane; endoplasmic reticulum membrane
Molecular function (GO): hydroxymethylglutaryl-CoA reductase (NADPH) activity; protein binding; NADP binding
Source: RefSeq, a predicted model, not a curated record